GGGGGAGUUGGCUAGAUGUCCUCUUGCCAUGCAGAGCGCGGCUUCAACGCUAUCUUUGAGCAACGACAAGGUCUCUUCUAGUUCAGAGUCUGGUGACUCAGAUGAUCCAUAUGAUUAUAACAAGUGUACGAAACUUCCUUUUCCCUCUGACGCCAUGCAAUCGUGGAAGUCUUUGUACCGCAACCAGGAAAUGGUUGAUAUCACUUUACUUAUUGGCGGUAGCAAGACAGAAUUCAAAGCUCACAAAUUGGUGCUGUGUGCACACAGUGACGUUCUAAAGAAAAUGUUGACUAGUCCAAUGAAGGAAGCUCAAGAGAAUACAAUCGAGUUUCCUGAAGUUGAUGGAACAGCAUUCGGAGCACUUCUUGAGUUUUUCUACACAGGAAACGUUCCAGUCGACAAAUCCUUUAUAUGUGAACUCAUAGAGCUUUGUGAUUACCUUCAAGUUACAAAUCUCAAACAACGUUGUUGCAAAUGGCUGCAUGAAAAUCUGGUAGUAGAAGAUGCAUGUGAAUAUCUUAUGUUUUCCUCCAAGCCUUCAGCUGACGAGCAGCUCUAUAAGAAUUGUUUCCAAUGGAUUGAAGAUCACGCCGCUAUAGGUGUUUGCACGAAUGGUUUUGCAAAGCACAUGACGGCAAAAGAAGUAGAAAAAAUUGCUGCUAGUGACCACCUGAAUCUUGAUGAAAUCCAGCUGUUUGAGGGAAUCAAGCGAUGGAUUGAGUAUGAUGAUUCAAGACACGAAGAUGGUGUACACCUAACAAAAUAUCUGCGCUUACCAAUGAUGAACACAAGAGAUUUGCUGGGUUGUGUGCAAAGUAGUGGUUUUGUCGCACCCGAUGCUAUUCUUAAAGCUCUUACAUCCUUGCAGCAACCCUUGGAUUGCAAUCCGUAUGAAAUCAACUCACCUUAUACUGAGUUACGAGUGCCGUCUGCACGUCUUGCAAGAUCCAUGCCUUCAUUUACGUGGCAAUUGAAACGACCAACAUCCUCUAAAGAUGUCUCACCUGCUCCUACCAUCUUUACACAUUCCAACCGUGCUGUUUUAGGAAGAUCAGAAAGACUGCUUACUUCUAAGCCACUGCCGAUUCCAAGUUGUGUACAUGUUCAGCUCACCACCAAAUCAACAGUCAAUCGUAGACUUACAGUUGGACUUUUCAUUUUACCUUCUGCUCAAGCGUCACUUCAGCAGAAUCAAUUGUCGCUAGGUCGACUAAGGCCACAACAAAUGCAGCAGCCUGUUGGCCCUAGUGGUAGUGCACUACGGUGUGGAGUGCGGCUAAAUGACGCAACUCUCAGUAUGUUUCAUACGUUCAGCUCUGUCUCGUUUCCUGUAGGCUGCAUUGUAGCAUUGAAAUUCCACAUCACGUUGCAAGAGGUGUACAUACACCUAGAUGGCGCUGUAAUACUGCGAAUGCCCUUGAUUCUAGAAUCAUGCUGCUCUAACUUGCCACUGUUUGGAACUCCUAGUGGUUCAUCACAGGUCUCUGCUUCGCAAAGACAGCAGAAAAUCCUAGACAAAGAUGGUGACAACAAGAAAGUUUUCAUUGAGGUUGCAAUAGAAGAAAUUAAGGAUACCGCAACUGUUUCAGUGAAAAAAGACAUUGCUACCUGCUGUGACGAUGAUCUAAAAUAACAUAACUGGACCCAACAUGUUGACUAUGUGUUUUCUAGAAUAUUGUAGUCAUGAGGUAAACUUAUGUCUACAAUGAACACCGACUGAUUACCAAUGCAUGCAUGUAUGUUAACCAUUGAAAGUUUCUAUAUACAUGUAUUAGAUAACCAAAAGUG
Messenger RNA from Corticium candelabrum, 1788 nucleotides. RefSeq lists its product as uncharacterized. Gene Ontology annotation, cellular component: cytoplasm. The record is from RefSeq and is a predicted model, not a curated record. Gene Ontology annotation, molecular function: protein binding. The coding region runs from base 29 to 1633 and encodes 534 amino acids. The transcript has 2 exons. Lineage: Eukaryota; Metazoa; Porifera; Homoscleromorpha; Homosclerophorida; Plakinidae.